AAAAUAUUCGCCGAUGCUCAAGCUCAUAUUCACACUACAGUCGUGGUAGGGCUGACUACAAUUAACUUUGUUUAAAAUGCUCGUGUUAAAGCUUCGAUUUAUCCUUUCUCCCACGGUUCUCGUGGCCGUGGCUUUACUGACAACCGCCAGCUGCGAAAACUCGGUUGAGGUGGUCGAUAAUCAGAUACCUCCACCGCCCGCAGACCCCAACCAAUCUGGGCCUGGUUCCGGCGAGGUGGCCGAAAAAUCAGGGCCGCAGGCGGCUGCAUUGGCCGAAAAAUACGCCCCCGGGCCGUAUUGGUCGAUGGCGACCAUCACGAACGCCCUGACACCGGUUUCGGACCUGUUCGCGCCGCCGACGUGCAGCCCGCAUCCCUUGGAGCGCGUCUUCGAGAACCCUGACCUGGCUCCGCUCUUCAAGGAACUGCCCAAUCUGAAAGACGAGCUGAUGGCGCUCGCCCCUGGGGAUCAGCAGAACGCCGAGUUCCUCUUCAAGGUCUACGUCAGUUUGAGCAACGCAGUUACUCCCUUCUUCCACCGCGCCGUCGAGCUCAUCACCGUGAGCGCCCCCAAGGUGACGGAUCUUGCCAAGUUCAACAUCGCCGCUGAGCUGUCAACCUAUGUCCAGUCCGUCGUGGAUCCCAUCCCCAACGGAUUCUCGCUGGUUGCCAAAUACAAAUUGAGACCUCCUAAGAAUCCAGGAAUCAGGGUUCCUUCUUUGCGAGAGCUUAGGAAUGUAGUCGGCCGCGUGGUGUUGAAGAACGUAGGGGCACCGCCUAUAUUAACCGUCAUCAGAUUGCACAUACAACUAUCAAUUUUGGUCAAAACUUAUAUUCGAAGGCAGGCGCAUAAUCUCUACAUGGAUCACGGGAAUCACCCUAUCAUGCUGAUAACUGACGCGAGCCAAACGAAGGAUGCUGCUAGUCAAACGCAGGAUGCUAGUCAAACGAAGGAUGCUGGCCAAGCGAAGGAAACUAGCCAGACGGAGGGUGCUAACCAGACAGAGUAUAACACUCAAAAGGAGGAUACGAACCAGAAGAAGGAGAUCGCGACCGAUUCGCAGCCUCAGCCGCCGAAAGAUGAACCGGCCGAGUCUCAUUUUCAACCUUUGAGAGCCGCAUCGGAACACUUUAAGAAAAUAACCGGCAUCAUCAUAAAGCUCCCAAUAUAAGAGGCAGGAAUAACGAGACGGAGCAAAUGCUGUGGUUAAGCCCAAAAUACACCUAAAAACUAAAAGCGCAAAAUUAUUACCGCGAUCGUCUGUUUUUGUCACGUUUAACACGGAUUAUUAACGUUUUCUUCUCUUUUGGAUAUCACAAGAACCCUGGGCAGGCAACUGUUAGGGAGAGGGGCCAUCCAUAAAUUACGUAACCCAUUUUUUCCAAUUUUUCGUCCCUCCCUUCCUCAGUGUAUCCAAUCGUCAUCCACUGCUAGACCCCCGGGUAAAAAUUACGACAUCCUCAGCGUACCCCCUCCCCCCAAUUUUUGGGAGAAAACGCAGAAUAGCUGUACAAAAUCAGCAGAUAAAGUCGGCAGCGUAAAAAACAUGAUUAAUUUAUCGAGUAUUAAGGAUAUGUUGCGUUUUUCUAUUCUUUAUGGGAGAAAACGCAGAAAAUCGAUAAAAUUCAGUUUAUCUAGUUUGCAGCGUUAAGAACAUCAACGUAUUAAAUUGCAAUCAAGCAUUUUCAGCCUUUUCGCCUUCAAGAGAGAUUACAUCAUCCUGGGCUUGACCCCCCACUCCCCCUCACCCACCGUCAUCCACAGCUAGAGCCCCCCUCCCCCCACCUUUGGUGACGUACUUUAUGGACGGUCCCUAAAAGAAGCAUCGGAUCUGCUCCGUGAAUGUGAAGAGUCAAUGAAAUUUCACAUUCAUUCUCAGGUAAAACAUUUUUAGUAUUAACGUUUUUCAUAGAAGCGCUUUAAAUCGCGAUUUCGCCCGUGCGACAUCACUGAAAAGAUCUCUUGUUUCUCGAAACGAUCAGUCCUCUCUCGUGGAAAGUAACUCAUGAGUUUGAUUAUGACGAGAAGAAAAUUGGUUUUUGCAAUUGAAUUAUAUACAAUUUAGAAUACAAUUUUUAGGGACUCCCACCAAAACCGACCAACGAACUCUAAAAUCCCAAGAGAAUAUUGACGACAGACGAGAGAGGACGUUGACCUGUCAAAUAUUAAGAAUAUUUGCAUAUUUUUCUAACUUUUAGAAUAUCGUACAGUUAAACAUUUAGGAAGUGGAAUUUGCAUGAUAAUUUUUGCUGACGCACUAUGAACAUACAAUUACAUCGAUGUUAUGUAUAUUUUUCUUUUUGAUAUUGUUCACCUUUUUUCACCUUUUACAUCAAAUUAUAUUAUAACCAACACUGAAUGAA
This is a messenger RNA of Bemisia tabaci, 2363 nucleotides long. RefSeq lists its product as uncharacterized. The record is from RefSeq and is a predicted model, not a curated record. Lineage: Eukaryota; Metazoa; Arthropoda; Insecta; Hemiptera; Aleyrodidae.